Molecule: messenger RNA, 537 nt
Organism: Helianthus annuus (common sunflower)
Lineage: Eukaryota; Viridiplantae; Streptophyta; Magnoliopsida; Asterales; Asteraceae
Exons: 2
Coding region: 1-537 (178 amino acids)
Source: RefSeq, a predicted model, not a curated record
AUGGGUUUCCCGUCGAGAUGGUGUAGUUGGAUUAAAGGAAUUAUUGAAUCGGCAAGAUCGUCAGUUUUAGUUAAUGGUUCGCCUACGUUCGAAUUCAAGUGCUCAAAAGGGAUUAGACAAGGUGAUCCGAUUUCUCCUUUUCUAUUUAUUAUUGUUAUGGAGGCGUUAUCGUAUAUGAUUGAUAGGGCAAAAAAUGAUGGGGCUGUGGUUGGUAUUCAAACCCCUUUGAAUGGAUUAAAGAUAAAUCUUUCGAAAUCUAAUUUAUUUGGGGUCGGAAUCAAUAACGGGGAGUUGGAAAAUAUGGCAGAAAUUAUUGGUUGUCAAGCAGAGGUCUUUCCGUUCAGAUAUCUUGGCCUGCCUGUUGGAGCUAACAUGAAUAGGGUUGCCAACUGGAAGCCCGUGUAUGACAUAGUUGAAGCAGGGCUUGCGAAGUGGAAAGCGGCGAUGCUUUCUAUGGGAGGGAGAAUUACGCUGAUUAAGUCGGUUCUCGAGAGCUUACCGACUUAUUUCUUUUCUCUUUAUAAAGCCCCGGUUUAG